This is a messenger RNA of Heterocephalus glaber (naked mole-rat), 1323 nucleotides long. It is a transcript of the gene Rab3a, whose product is annotated as RAB3A, member RAS oncogene family. The record is from RefSeq and is a predicted model, not a curated record. Lineage: Eukaryota; Metazoa; Chordata; Mammalia; Rodentia; Bathyergidae. Gene Ontology annotation, molecular function: GTP binding; GTPase activity.
UGCAGGUGCAGUUCCGCCCCGUACUUUGCAGGACGUCACCGCGGACUGCAGGGGCUGAGCCAUCGCCACACCGCCGCCGCCGCUGUCAAGCAGCCCAACGCCAGCUCUCGGGGCCCGGUUGCCGCCACCGCCGGAGAAGUCGCUGCCGUUCGGUCGCUGCCGCCUGGGUGCAGGUCGAGAUGGCGUCUGCCACAGACUCGCGCUAUGGGCAGAAGGAGUCCUCAGACCAGAACUUCGACUACAUGUUCAAGAUCCUGAUCAUCGGCAACAGCAGCGUGGGGAAGACGUCCUUUCUCUUCCGCUAUGCUGACGACUCCUUCACGCCCGCCUUCGUCAGCACCGUGGGCAUUGAUUUCAAGGUCAAGACCAUUUACCGCAAUGACAAGAGGAUCAAGCUACAGAUCUGGGACACCGCAGGGCAGGAGCGGUACCGCACCAUCACCACUGCCUACUACCGUGGCGCCAUGGGCUUCAUCCUCAUGUACGACAUCACAAACGAGGAGUCCUUCAACGCUGUGCAGGACUGGUCCACUCAAAUCAAGACCUACUCAUGGGACAAUGCCCAGGUACUGCUGGUGGGGAACAAGUGUGACAUGGAAGACGAGCGGGUGGUUUCGUCGGAACGAGGCCGGCAGCUAGCUGACCACCUCGGGUUCGAGUUCUUCGAGGCGAGCGCUAAGGACAACAUCAACGUCAAGCAGACCUUCGAGCGCCUGGUGGACGUCAUCUGCGAGAAGAUGUCAGAGUCCUUGGACACGGCAGACCCCGCGGUCACGGGCGCCAAGCAGGGCCCGCAGCUCAGCGACCAGCAGGUGCCCCCGCACCAGGACUGCGCCUGCUGAGGCCUGGGCCCCCACCCUCCCGGCUCAAACCCCGCCCCCUGCCACCCCUAUUUAUUAUCGUAGCUCUUUAUUUAUUGGUUGAGGAAGGCCCGCCCUGCCCUGUACAUACAGCCCCGCCCCGCCCCACGGUUCCAGACCCCAUCCCCCGGUUGGUUUUUCUAAUUCACCCAUCACGGUUGGUUGUGAAGAGGGGGCCCGGUGACACCCCCAGCAGGCUAGACAGGUGACAGGAGGUGGCUGGCUGCCCGCCCUGGGCCCUGCAGGGGCCCGAGGCCACUACUCUGGGGACCCUGUGGACCGGGGGGGGGGGUCAGCAUCCACCAAUGCCUGCCGGGUCCUCCUACGGUCUCAGCAUUCUGGGUGGGUGGGUGCCGAGGGCCCCCAGACUUGUUCUGACGUCAUGAGUGUCCAACGUGCCCCCCAGUUCCCUAGGAAAUGUCACGACUCUACCACAUUCAAAUAAAGCGAAUGGACCACGCGA